AUGGACGACUCAGAUCAAGACUUCGUGGACCUCUGCUCCAAGUUGCUCAAACGAGUCCGCAGGAAAGCAGGCGAAACCGAGAAGAGAAGUGUUGCAGAGCCCUCGUCCCAGGACACUGCGAAAUACAUACCCACCAAAAGGGUGACGACUAGGAGGAAGAAGAAAGAUGUUGGCCCAAGUUCCAUGGGAGCUUUGGGUAACAACUCUGAACACGUUUCCUCCAUCUCUACCGCUUGUGAUGAACCAAUCCCACUUCCCUCCAAUACAGACGAAUCUAAACAAGCAGUGGUCAAUGGAGGAAUUGGACUUGGUGGAGGACAGAAUGGGUCAUCAGUGGCUGUGGAUGUUGAUGGGUCUCGACCUGAGGAUAAGGGAAUGGGGGUGAAGGAGAAAGUGCUACACAGGAUGCAGCAGUUCAAGAGAGUCAAUCCACAGAAGCUGGUGCAUGGUGAGAGGAAUCAGCCUGCAGCAACAGGGAGUGAAAGUGACGGUGCUGCUCCCUAUCCACUGCAAGGUAAUCAAGGUGAGAUCCAUCACUGUGUCUAGAUUAUAUGGUGUGUCUUUUCAUUCAUUUGUGUGUGUACUCAAUGGCAUGCUAAUUACCCUUCUCUCCACCUCUGCCCUCCCCUGUUCAGCUCCAUCCACCUCCGCCUCCACUCCCCUACCGCUGGACCCCCAGAUGGAUGAUUCGGAUGAGGCCCUGGCCCUGCGUCUACAGGAGGAGCUGGACAGGGAGGCCCAGGCUGUGGCCCACGGUAGGGCAGUGGACCUAGAGCAGGGUGGCCUGUUCUUCUGUCAGCUCUGCCAGAAGGACCUAUCUGCCAUGAGCCCCACAGGACGCACCCAGCACAUCAACAGGUAGGGACUACUGGAGCUGGACACACACACUUGCUCUCUCACCCAUUUAACUCCAGAAUCUGUCUGUUAAUAGAACAGUCAAUGACUCCAAAGACCCAUCUAACUCCAGAUUCUGUCUGUUAAUAGAAUAGUAAAUGACUCCAAAGACCCAUCUAACUCCAGAUUCUGUCUGUUAAUAGAAUAGUCAAUGACUCCAAAGACCCAUCUUUCUCCAGAAUCUGUCUGUUACAGUUUUUCUCGAUUGCUAAGACACAUUUCUUGAAAGCUGCUCUCAUUUUCUCUUAACUGUGAACACAAAACCCAAUUUUCAAGCUACAUUCACAAAACCUCAGACUCUUCUUGCAAAACCAAACUUUCACCUCAAAACAGUUCAAUCUGUGCUCAAAACUGAACUAUGUUGUCAAAUCGUGCCCCGAGUCAAUCAAAAAAAAAAACACUACUGAACAGUCACUAAACACUACGUAGAAAAAUAGAAAACACAAUGCUCAGGACAUGAAGCUGGAUAAAUAAAUGUUUAUUGUUCACUGUAGGCUAAAUGCAUGUUGCAAAACAAAAAAAAACUGUGCAUUUAGCACUUGUACAAAAAGACAAAACAGAAAUCUUGUGCAUUUACAUGUAGCACUUGUAAAAACAAACAGAAAUCUUAUGCGUUUGCCACUUGUGUACAGUAAGCCCAUGUAAUAAAGUACACAAAUAUACAAAUAAGUGCAUUACUCAGCCACAGCAUCAUGUCUCCGUACUGGGUCAGGCCACAGGACUUCAUCCACAUCACAGGCCACAUUUUGUCUGGCCAGGCAACGGGGGAAAAAACCCCUGGCAUGCCGUAUCCAGGCUUGGCAUGCCUCCACACCUAUGUCACCACAGGCAAGUCCCAUGGCUUGCAGGAGAUUUACCCUGGUGUAAGGUUGGCGUUCAUAUACCUUCCACCGCCAUGAGGAGAAGAAUUCCUCAAUGGGGUUUAGGAAAGGGGAGUACGGUGGAAGGCAAAGAUUGAUAAAACCUUGGUUCAUAUUGUACUACUCUCUAACCUGGAGGGCUCUGUGAAAACUCACAUUGUCCCAAACAACAACAUAGAUGGGAUGCUCAUCCUGCUGCCCUAACAAAGCAUCUCGCAUGUGAUUGAGGAAAAUGAGGAGCUGGUGAGUGUUGUAGGGCCCCAGGUUGGCAUGAUGGUGGACAACCCCAUGAUUGCUGAUGGCAGCACAUAAUGUGACAUUGCCACCACGCUGCCCAGGAACACCAACAAUGGCCCGAUGGCCAAUCACAUUACGGCCUCUCCUUCUCCUUUUGGUGAGAUUAAACCCAGCUUCAUCCAUGUAGAUGUAUUGAUGGGGUCUUUCCAUUGCAUCCAGUUGAAAAACCCUCUGUGGAAAUAGAUAUAGUUUUGUAAGUGAUACGGAAAAAGUGAUUUAGGCCACUACAGUAAAUCACUACUUAGAGUAAUCAACAUUGAAUGUGUCUGGAUAUAUGCCAACCUGUACAUACUGGAAUCUUUGCUCUUUGACUCUGUCUGAGUUGCGAUCAAAGGGCACUCUGUAUAGCUGUUUCAUGCGCAGUCUGUUGCGCUUGAGGACACGAUCAACAGUAGAGAGGCUGACACUGUUGAUACCCUCAAAAUGUAAAUGGUCCUCAAUGAUCUUCUGCUGAAUUUCGCUCAGUUUAAUGGCAUUGUUCUCACGGACCAUAUCAACAAUUAGGGUCUCUUGGUGUGGGGAGAACAUACCUGUCCUCCCACCCCCAUGUGGCAGUCUUUCAAUUCUACAAAAAGAGAACAUGGAGUUACAAAAAAUAUACAUGGAAUACUAGGCCUACAAACAGUUAGACCAACCCUCCAUUACAAUACUACAGUACAUUGGUACAGUGAUGUACUGAAACAUAUAUUUACUUACAGUAUACUGUGGUACAGUAUAUAGUAUGUCAUACAGUAAUUGCUGUCAACAUUUACAUACUGUACUAUAAUGUCAAAAAAAGGUAAUUACCUGUUCUCUUCUCUAAAUCUUCAGAUUAUGGUGGACACAGUGAAUCUACUGAUGUUUGGUUGUACCCUUUGUCCAGCCUCCCUCAUGCUCAUACCAUGGACAAGAACAUGGUCAAUCACAGUAGCUCUGAUUUCAUCAGAUAUUACUGUUCUUUGUCUUCGCUGACCACCUCGACCACCUCGACCUCCUCUCAUACGAACUCUUCCUCUCAGAUUUCUAUCCAUUGUAGGGCCUCACAAACCAGUGCUCUCUGAACUGGCUUACUGUAUAUGUUCCCUCACAUCAUUAGCCACAAGUGUGAUCAAUUUUGAGUUGUUGUGUUCAAGUGGUGACACCUGUGCUCUAAUUGUGUUUGACAUUUGUCACCUGUGCUCACCAUUAUGCAGCACGGGUGCAUCACAAUGAAAAUGUGUUGGCAAGUUAUGUCUAAACAGGUGAAAAGUGCUUAUGGUUUUGCCAAAAGAGUGAUUGAUUCAAUCAGUGGGUUCAGGCAACUGAGCAUUUGGUUCAGACAAUAGGGUUUAGUGUUUUAGCAAUUGAGAAAAACUGUAAUAGAACAGUCAUUAACUCCAAAGACCCAUCUAACUCCAGAUUAUGUCUGUUAAUAGAACAGUCAAUGACUCCAAAGAAGAUACUGCCUCGUUUCCUUUCCUGAUCUUGAAGAACUGGAUAGGUGAAAUCAUGUCCUCUUGUGGCUUCUGAUGUGUAUGUAGCCUUCAACAGUCCAGUGUUUUCAGAUCAGUGCAGAUGAAGGAAAGGAGACAAGGAAAAUAAACCAAUUGACAUUAUUGGGACCCCAAUGUCCCCUAUCCAGGUGUCUAGACGAGAGUGAGGACAGUGCCCCCCGUGCUGCCCCCGCCCCUCCUCCCGCUCCCCGCGUCCCAGAGUGCCCCAUCUGUGGUAAACGGUUCAAGUCCCAGAAGAGUCGCGCGGCCCACCUGAAGCGCUGCUCCUCCACGAUGGGCGUGGCUCCUGCCGUGCUGCUGCAGGCUGUACAGAGACAGGCUGCCGAGGCUGCAGGGAGCCUGACUGACAGCACCGCCAACCAACCGUAAGUCAACCUGGCCUGAUUGGUCCCGCCCCCUUUGAACCAUCAACCAACCCAAACAACCUGACUGCUGUUACUGUACAUUAAAUCGAUAACUUUGAUGUUAGAAGCAUUAAGUCAUGUUCAGGAGGGUGCAACAUACUGAACAUUGCAGAUACAAGUGUACUUGAUAGAGCUAACAUUGUGCCCUACUGAACCACCCCUGUAUGCUGCUUUUGGGGCCUUUGUGACCCACCUAGAGAAAUAAAUGUAGGAGAAACACUGCAUUGUUAAAAUGUUGGAGGACAAUAAACUAUUCUAUUCUACCCUUGAGUAACCCUCUCCUCUCCCCCAGUCCGCAGGCCGGAGGCUCCAAGCGUAAAGGCUCCACAGACCCCAGCCUCCCGGGCAGGAAGAAGCCCAGAAAGAAGCCCCGUGGCCUCGACGAAGACACCAUGGUGGCCAUGGCCCUGUCCCACUCCCUCCUGGAGAAGGAGAAAGAGAUGGAGCGGGAUAUGCAGAGAGAGAUACAGAGGGAGACAGAGAGAGAAGGGGGUCAGCAGCUCCCAGCCCUCCUCCCUCUUUCACCAUUGAAGUGGAGAGCUGAACCAAGUAAGACAAGUAAGUCACUAUCUUGACUGAACCUACAUCUUGUUUAGGCAAUGCAUUAUGCUAUGAUUAUAAGGAUGUAUUUGCUGUGAUGAAAAAUUAUUUCCCUUUAUUAUAUAAAACAGGAGCAAACUAUACUAAAUGCAUUGAUAUGAAACUAUACAUGUAUAAACAAUUUUAUGUUUCUAUUAUAUGAUUAAUAUCAUAGCCGUGUCCUCCUUUUCUCUUGACCCCUUCCCCAGGUAAGGGGCGUAGCAAGAGGAAAAAGGGGGCACCCCCUCGCCCCCCUCCCCUCCUCCUGGUCCAGGACUCGGAGACAGCCCUGAGUCGACUACAGGAGCGUGUGGCUGCCCUCCUCCUCCAUACCCGCGCCCCCUCGCCGCCAACCCCCACACGCUGCCCCAGCACCCUGCCCUCCUGCAGCGCUGCCCCCCUCUGGCAGAAGAGUGCGUUGCGGGACGGAGGGCCAAAGGUCAUCUCUGAGUUCUACACCCCAGAGCUCAGAGAGUUUAUACAGCCUUGGGUGUCUGUAAAGGUGAGAGCCUGUGUGUGUGUGUGUUACUCAUACUUUCACAUCUGUGCUUCUAAUACUCUGAUUUGCAUUAAUAGUAUGCGUGUAUCUCGAUUCAUAGUCUCCUUUUCAUUCACACUUACAUUUAUUUCACACAAUUUGUCUUCUCCUAGAUGGAUAUGGUGUCUCCCACCAAGGCCAUGCCAGUAUCCUCCACCAACCCUUCCAUAAUAGAAGGCAUCUCUAUGACCAAGCAACCUAUCCCCUCCUCCAAACGACCAGUCCCCUCCACCCAGGCAGCCCCCUCUUCGCUCCCUUCCACCCCAGGGACAGGGCACCUUCCAGUGGGCAGCCAGACUCUGUGUGACCUGAUAGAGCUGGCUGAUGAGGGAAUGACCCUCACACAGUGGGGCUACUCUUCCCCAGGACCUGCCAGAGGUGAGAGCUACUCCUGGGAGAACUGUUAUAUACAGGAAACACACAGGGGUAAGAAUGUGCACAAAACACAAAGACACUGACAUGUAAAGGAGUGGAAAUCCAACCGAGGAUGACAGAAGUUAGUAUAGGAGUAAUACAUCCAUAGUAUAAUCUUCAAUCUGACUCCAUUAUCGUGUGAAUGCUAUAGGCCCAUGAGCGUAUCCCAUGGAUCUAGUCAAGGUAGCAAGCCUUGCAUCACCACUCAGAAUACUAUGUUACAUGUGUCCGAGAUAACCCUUAUGCAAUUAUUAAGAGGCUGAGAGACAGAGCUAAUAUCUUGCGAUCAAUGUCCUAGCAUAAAAUGAUUGAUUUAACCUUAGCUCAGAGCUGUACAGUUAGAGGCCAAGCAUAUAUUCUAUGUUUAGUAUGAAUGACAUUUACCAUUAGACCAUACAUCAAAUAAUAAUUCAAGGAAUAUUACUCAGAAAUAUGCAGCCUACAGUUCUUAUCUAUAGCUAAAGUAAUCCAAUGUAUUACAGUUGCGCAAUAAGAAUACAAUUAUCAAAUGAUACAUACCAGAGGUCUUCAAUGUCAAAAGAUACAAAAUAUCUAAAAGUCUAAAUGUAUAAAUGACACACUAUGGUGUAAUGGAACGCUACACCAGGAGAUUGGUUUAUAAUGAAUACAUGAACUAAGUUUCCACCCAUCUUUUAUUCUCCCCUGAGCGCCAAAUCUCAGUAUCUCCCAUCGUCUAAUUAACAUCACUUUGUUUGGCCGAAACAAAAAACUCAAAUCAUAAAAAUACCACAUGAACUCCAGAACCUCCCUUAUCUGAAUGACAGGAGCUCACAUCUGGUCGCUCCCUCUUUGAACUGACCGCCGUCCAGCAGACAGAAUAACACAGUAACUCUUUAACUAUCAAUCCAUAGCACUUACAGUACAAUAAAACACAUAAAAAUGCACAGCUCUUUAUGAACUCUUAAAUCAAUCCAAACAAGACAUUUUAAUUCACACAGUAACAUUCAUUUAGAUGAUUCAAGUUUUCAUCUGUCUUCACAACCCCCGACGGUGUCCGUGCUCCCAUGGUUCUACGCGAACGUCACGCCACGGAGAAAGCCAGGGAUAAGGUGUGUUUGACUUUUGUGAUAGCCGUCAUAGGGUCAGCCUUCCAGACGAUGCCAUAAAUCCUGAUAGAGUCCUUACUCUGGGCCUCAGCACCUGCAAGUCGCUAGAUGCAUCUUCGUCACUGGCCUUCAUCGUUGUUCCUCCCUAUUUUUCCACUACAGACACAGGAUGUAUACACACGCUCACAGACAUGGAGAUAGAACACCCACAGCAUCCAAGCUAGCAUCCCUGAAAGUAGCUAGCAUCCCUGAGAGUAGCUAGCAUCCCUGAGAGUAGCUAGCAUCCCUGAGAGUAGCUAGCAUCCCUGAGAGUAGCUAGCAUCCCUGAGAGUAGCUAGCAUCCCUGAAAGUAGCUAGCAUACCUAAAAGUAGCUAGCAUCCCUGAAAGUCAAACAUACUGUACCUCUAACGUUGUUUAUCUUCCCUCUGUGCUCAGAUAAAGAGAGCACUGCUACAGACUUCCACCUAAGUGGCUUUGUUCCUGAGAGCACAGACGAACCCCCUGACCUGUGUCUCAGUGGCUUCAUCCCAGAGAGCAUUAGAAACACUGAAAGCCAUCAAAGGAGAUCUGUUCCUCAAAGCAGAGACACCAACAGGAGCAACCAGAAAUCAGUAAGGCACCUUUUAGAAGUCUUCCACUUUAUUGUAUACCUUUUCAUAACUAGACCUUGAUUAGCUGAGUCCAGUGUGUUAGAGUAGGGUUGGAGCAAAACCCUACACAUCCAGUAGCUCUCCAGAAAGAGGGUUGGCCACCCCUGGGCUAAUAUAAUCACCUUCUCAUACCUGUGUUGGACACUUGUUGCCUGCUCAUUAAUAAUAAAUAAUAAUAAUGCCAUUUAGCAGACGCUUUUAUCCAGUCAUGCGUGCAUACAUUUUUUUGUGUAUGGGUGGUCCCGGGGAUCGAACCCACUACCUUGGCGUUACAAGCGCCGUGCUCUACCAGCUGAGCUACAGAGGACCACAUUGCUCUGUGAUGGUAGCUGUUGUGUAUGUCUCUGACCCAUAGGUGGCGCUGUCCAGGCUGGCCUCAGACCUGACCAGUAUGGUGAACAACCCCCAGUUCAGUGAUGUCCAGCUACAGGUGGACAGUGGGGAGGUGUACUUCACCCAUUCAUUCAUGCUGUACGCUCGAUGCCCCCUGCUGGCGCAGAUGGUAAGUGCAUGUGUGGAUUUCACCUAGUAAUAUUUGCUUGUAUGGUUCUCAUUUGAAACCAUUUUUUAUUUACAGUUGAAUUAUGAUUUGUUUUCUAUCUCUCGUUCUCUCAAUCCCUCCCUCUAUCAUCUGUCCUUCUCUCCCUCUGUCUCUCUCUCCCCACCCUCUCCCUCUGUCUCUCUCCCCCCCCACCCUUCCCUCUGUCUCUCUCCCUCCCCAUCCCUCUCCUCUCUCCCUCUCUCUCCUCCCUCUCUCCCUCCCACUCCCUACUCUCUCCCCCCACCCUAUCCCUCUGUCUCUCUCCUCCUCUCCCCCCCACCCCCUAUCCUCUGUCUCCUCCCCACCCUCCCUCUCUCUCUCCCCCCCUAUCCCUCUGUCUCUCUCCACCCUCCAUCCCUCUCUCUCUCUCCCUCCCCCACCCUCCUAUCCCUCUCUCUCUCCUCCCCCCACCCUCCCCCUCUGUCUCUCUCCCCCCACCCCUAUCCCUCUGUCUCUCUCCCCACCCUCCUAUCCCUCUGUCUCUCUCCCCCCACCCUCCUAUCCCUCUGUCUCUCUCCCCACCCUCUAUCCCUCUGUCUCUCUCCCACCCCCUAUCCCUCUCUUCUCUCUCUCCCUUGUCUCUCACCCCCCCUUCCCUCUCUCCCUCUCCCCCCCUCCUAUCCCUCUUCUCUCCUCCCCACCCUAUCCCUCUGUCCUCUCCCCCCUCCAUCCCUCUUCCUCUCUCGUCCCCCCCCUCUCCUCCCCCCACCCCAUCCCUCUGUUCCUCUCCCCCACCCUAUCCCUCUGUCCUUCUCCCCCCCCCCAUCCCUCUUUCCCUCCCCCCCCCCACCCUUCUCUUCCAUCCCCCCUCUCUUUCUCCUCCCUCCCCCCCCCCCCCCAUCCCUCUUCUCUCCCCCCCCCCCCCCCCUCCUCUCUUUCUCUGCCCCCCCCCGCCCCCCCCUCUUUCUCUCUCCCCCCCCCCCCCCCAUCCCUCUGUCCUCCCUCCCCCCCCCCCCCCCCCUCCCUCUUUCUCCCGUCCCUCCCCCCCACCCUCCACCCCUCCUCCUCUUUCUCCCCCUUCCCCCCCACCCCAGUCCCUCUGUCUCUCUCCCCCCCCCCCCAUCCCUCUUUCCUCUCUCCCCCCCCCCCACCUCUCCAUCCCCUCCCCCCCCGACCCCCAUCCCUCUGUCUCUUGCUCCCCCCCCACCCCCUCCCUCUUAUCCUCUCCGUCUCUCCCCCCCCCCCUCUCCUCUCCCCCCCCCCCCCCACUCCCUCUUCUCUCUCCCCCCCCCCCCUCCCUCUUCUCCUCCCCCCCCCCCAUCCCUCUGUUCUCCUCCCUCCCCCUUCGCCCCCCCCCAUCCCUCUUUCUCUCCUCCCCCCCCCACCCCCUCCCUCUUGUCUCUCUCUCUCCCUCUCUCCCCCCCCCCCAUCCCUCUUUCUCUCUCCCGCCCACCCUCCCCCCUCCCUCUUCUCCCUCCCCCUCGCCCCCUUCUCUCUCCCACCCCCCGCCCACCCUCGCCUCUUUCCCUCCCCCCCCCCACCUUCUCUCUCUCCCCCCCCCCCACCCAUCCCUCUUUUCUCCUCCCCCCCCCUCUGUCUCUUUCUCUCCUCCCCCCCCCCCUCUGUCUCUCUUCUCCCUCUCCCCCCCCCCCUCUGUCCUCUCUCCCUCCCCCCCGCCCCCCCUCCUUUCCUCCCUCCCCCCCCCCCUCUUCGUCUUUCCCCUCCCCCCAUCCCCUCCUCUGUCUCCCUCUACUCCCCCCCCCCCCGCAUCUCUUCUCUCUCCCCCCACCCACCCCUCUUUCUCUCUCCCCCCCCCCCCCCACCCAUCCCUCUUCUCUCUCCCCCCCCCCCACUCCCUUCUUUCCCCCCCCCCCCUGCUCCCCCCCCCCUUCCCAUCCUUUUCCCCCCCCCCCUCCCCCCCCCCUCUUUCUCCCCCCACCCAUCCCCCCCCCCCCCUUUUCUUUUUCCCAGUCCCCCCCCACCCUCUUCUCUUUCCCAGGUCCAUGACAGUGGAUUCGGGGUGCAGGAGGAGGCCAUGCCCUCAGCCCAGAGGGUGUUGUUGGGUGAGGUACCAGGCCAGGCUGUGUAUACCCUGCUCCAGUACAUCUACACAGCCCACUGCCCCCUCACACACACCCUGCUGCCACACGUACAGGAGCUGGCAUCCAGGUAAAGUCUGACUCAAAACACCUCCGUCUGGAUGGGUAGACUGGUGUUUAAGUGAUAUGACUUAAUCUUAGUAACAGAGAGUAUUACAUAAUAAAUAAAGAGUGAGUUAGAAUUAACAUAUUGUUCUUUAUCUUCCCUCCCCUGUUGCUUUCUGUUUCUCUUUCUGUCUGUCUCGCUCUCUUUCUGUCUCCCUCUCUUUCUGUAACACUCCUUCGUUCUCUCUGUUUUGUCCUCAUCAGGUUCGACCUGGAGGAGCUGCAGCAGCUGUGCCAUCUCUACCCAGCUCAGACAGACAUCCACAGAGGUGUAGAGGGACAGGGGGAUCCGUGGGGAGACUACCCAGCCCAGGAGCAUCAAUCUGGGGGAGAGGAGGAGCACCGAGACCAGGUCUUCAUGGAGCUCCUCCGCUCUAUGUGGAACGAAGAGGUUGUUGAGGAAGAUGAGGGCAGAGCAGAGGAAGGAGAGAUAGCGAUGGAGGAGGAGGAGGGGCGAGGGGAUGGCGUGACGAUAGAAGACGGAGAGACGAACGAAGAAAGGGUGAACGAAGAAGAGAUGGAGGAGAUAUAUGAGUUUGCCGCCACUCAGAGAAAGAGGGAUGAAGGGAAAGAGAGUGAAAAGGAAGAAUCAGAAGAAGAGGAGGAUGAGGAGGGAGGAGUGACAUUUUUCACAGAGACAGAGGAAGAGCAGGAGGCUCCAAUCCAAGCUCACUCAUUGGCUGAACACUCAGAUAGGACUGAAUUAACACGCAUGACAUCCCUUCAAACAAAACUGCCCAGUUUGGAGGCAGCCAUAGCUAUGGGUGACAUUGACACAGACAGGGGGAGUCCAAAUAGGAUAAAAACUGAUCUCAACAAAUCAGAAGGUAGAGAUCCAGAAUGUUCUAGAACAGCCACCAUGGAAUCAGACAGAACAAAACAAUUUGAAUCAAACGUCACAAGCUCAAGAAGUGUCGGAGAGGUAUCUACAAAUAAAAGCCUCCACCCCAGCCCCCAUGACGAUCAGGAGCUAAUCACCAGUCUGGACCGUAGCUACAGCCGCCUCUUCUCUGACUCCUGGGGGGUCUAUGAGACGCAGGAGGAGCCCCACACCUCCCCACCAACACCCCCAUCCUGCCACUCCCAACCCCCCAGGGCUAGCCACAAACUCUCCCGCUCCCAGCCCCCCAGGACCAUGGUAGAGGAGGAUGCGAGACAGCCAGAGCCCACCUCCCCACCCCCACUGUCCUCCCGCUCCCAGCCCACAAGGGUGAGGGUCGAUGGGGGUACGAGACCGACAGCGAUCCCUACCUUCCAGUACUCAGCCAGUGAAAUCAUUGACCUCUCCAUCAGUCCUCCUCUGGUCCCUGCUGUAUCCGCCCUACCUGUUCCUGGUUUGUCUCCAGGGGAAAUGACUGAUAUCGGGGCAGGAGGUAGGAUGGAGGGGGUGGUUGGAGGAGGGAAAGUUCCUGUGUGUAAGGAGUUAUUCCAAGAGAAGAUACCAUCUAAUCCAGAGGAUGUAGAGAGAGAGAGUCAUGGUCUUUACAGUAUUUCUGUACCCCUCUCCCCUCCUCACAGUACCAAAGAAGAACCUGAGCUUAUAGUUCUGUCUGACUCUAGUGAAGAGAUGGAGGUAGGGGAUCUAGCACCUACCAGCCCCUCUCCACCACCCCCUCCUCGUCUCUCCCAGAACCACCAAGGCUACACCCGAAUCAGAACUCAAUCCAACACAGAACCCAAUAAACCCACCUCAAGAACCCAAUCAGACACAGAACCUAAGAAACCCAGCUCGAAGGAGAAAGAGACUAGUAGUUGUUCUGUGAGGGUUCCUUCUGUCUCACCUUCAGAUCAAGGCCUAGAUCCAGAUCCUCCUGGUUAUAAACCAGGUUCUACUCUUGGUUCUGCUGGUUCUACUAGUCCCAUGGACUGUUCUGCAGAGAUGUCUUGGCUUAUCCCGGCCACUCCGCCCAUGCCAUCCAAGAGGACCAACACCAGCUCUACCCAGACCUAUAGUAGCAUGCGUCGCACUCAGCUCUUUCCUAAGGCUAACUCCUCUUCCUCCUCUUCUGCAGCAUCAGUUUUCUCCUCUCCCACCCUCCCUUUCAGGCCUAGUCCUUCAGACCUCCACCACCUCCAACCCGCCCAGGGUUUCUACAUAUUCUGCCCAGACAGAGUCCUCUAUUUCUAGGCAGAAAUCAGACAACAGUGGGCCACGGCACUCCAGCUUGGGUCUCGACCAUGACGACCGCUCUUCCCAGAAAUACAACAGUGGUUCAGUCGGGUCUGACCGUGCUGCCCGCUCCCCUGUAUUCACGGUCCCCUCCCAGUCCCAAUCAAAACGCUCCCGCCUCCCCCGCCUGACCCCCUCUCUCUCCUUCAUCCCUCCACCAGACGCCUCCACCAAGGGUACCCCUCUCCACGACGUCCCCCAGCCUUACAGCUCCACUCCCCUUCAUUCAGAUCUACCCAAGCCCUCCGCUCCGUCUCUGGCCUCCAUGGCCUCCCCUCUUCUGAGAGACGGUGCAGGGGAGGGGGACAGCGGAACCAGGCAGAAAGGGAGGGGGCUGGGGGUCUCUGGGAGCCCAUGGAAGAGAGGGGGACUGGGGUCUCUGCACCUGUCCCUCUCGGACCCUUCCGACCCUUCCUCGUCCCCACAUAAGGAGUCCCUUACCCAACCGAGAGAGAAGAACGGCUCCCCCGGACAACGCCGACCAUCCACCGAGUCUAAAUACUUCCACAGCCCAGGAGAUAGAGAGACGGAGGGAGAGAAAGAGAGGCCGGUGAGAGAGGAAUCGGAUGACAGGAUGGAAAUAGAGGAACUGGAAAGGAGUGUAGUGAAGGAGGAAGAGAUAGAAAAAAGAGAAGGAGAAGAUAUGGAGAGGUCCACUAACAGCUUUCAACAGAGCUUCCUCGGGAUGGACGAGCCACCCAUGGCCUUCGAUGACUCCUGGGGCCUAAACGCAGGAGGAGGGGACACGGACGGAGAACGAUCCCAGGACGUGUGCUUCAGUCUGAGGAUGGAGAGCAGCGGCGGUGGGGCUAGUCCUCCAAGACAGGGCCGGAGAGAUGGAGAGGUUGCAGGACCAUCCUCUACUUUUACCCCCUCUCCUCCUAAAACCCACACCAGCCACUCUUUCUCCACCCCCUCUCCACCUCCACCCAACACCACUACGCCCCAGGCCAACGCAGAGAUCAACGCUAGCCUCCUGGACGCUAAGAUCUGGGACGACUGGGGGGAGGAGGAGGCUCUUCCUCUCUCUCAGAGGGUGAAUGCUGUAGCUCUGGCUCAGAGAGUGGCCCAGCUCAAGACUCCAGGUAAUUCACUAUCAGCAGUUAUAACCCCUUGUAUAGAGGUUUUAAUGUUUAAUCUAGCUAGCUCGUGUUCAAAGCUGGCUUCAUUACUUCGUACUGUUGAAAUAUUGAACAAUCUUCCAUUCGUGAUAUUCUGAUCCAUAAAUGCAAUAAGAAUGUGAAACACAUUCUCUGUUUUGUUACAUCUGUUCUUGUUUGGCUACCCUUUGACCCCUCUCUCCGCAGUGGCGUCCCGUAGGAAAGGCCAGCAGGGCCCCCUGGUCCCCAUCACCCCCAUGCCCAGCUACUCUGACAUGGACACACCUGAUCUCAAGAACAAGCUCAAUAGGUCUGACUCCCCCAACACAUCACUUCAUAACAGUCUCUAUCUUUUCUAUCAGUUAUUUAAUUCAUGCAGUUAUUUCACUCCCCGUCACUACUGCCAUCUGCAGAACAGACCUAGCCUGGUCUAGUUUCCAGUCCUUUUUCCUCCAUUGAUAGUUUUUUGAUGAUUGUUUGGAUAUUUGUGAGAUUAUUUUAGGAGCACAAUGCAUGGCAGUUCUCAGUGUAGUAUGUCUAUAUUCUCCAUCUCCCUCUUCAUAUAGUAAAAGCCUGUUGCCAACCUGCUCUGUAUCCUCCCUCCCUCUAGAUUCGGUGUGCGUCCCUUACCCAAGCGCCAGAUGAUCCUGAAGCUCAAGGAGAUCCACCAGUACACCCACCAGGUCAUCAGUUCAGAGUCCGAGGACGAGGCACCUUCCCUGGGUCGCCCCAGAGCCGUCGGGCCCCUACCCACCACCACCUCCAUGGAGCCCACCAGAAAGCCAGUGUCCUGUGCCCAGACUGGGGGGUUUAAAGAGCCUAAUGAAAGAGCAGCACCUACCGUCUCCCUGGUGAAACUGCCUGGUGGGGAGGAAGACAUGGAGCCUCUCUCUGCCUCUCAGGGAUCCAAUAAGUCCUCCACAGCACCCAGUGAAGACUCUGAGAGGUUAGCACUGCAAGUGGGUUUUUUUUAACAGAUGUUGUUAAUGUAUGUAUUUGUCUAGAAUAUAUUUCUUGACUGCUAAAUUCAUAAUAAUAAUAAGCCAUUUAGCAGACGCUUUUAUCCAAAGCGACUUAGUCAUGCGUGCAUACAUAUUUUUUUUUUGUGUAUGGGUGGUCCCGGGGAUCGAACCCACUACCUUGGCGUUACAAGCGCCGUGCUCUACCAGCUGAGCUACUGAGGACCACAAGUCAAAUGUACUAACAUUGACACUCCUCCGUUCACCCCCCAAUCUAUUCUCCAGGUCUAAUCCAGAGCAGUGCCUCUCUGAUGACUCAGAUAAUGACGACAUUACUUCCUCGCAGUCUGCCUCCAAGCUCCAGGACAGCCUCGUCGCUGUCCGUCGUUUCAUCCAGUCAGACCCUCACCUCUACGGGCAGAUCCUCCACUACCAGCCCCUGGUCCUGUCAGACCUCCAGGCCAGACUCAAGGCCGCAGGUAUCCGGCUGGGGGCAGCCAAGCUACUAGACUACCUGGAUUCCCAGUGCAUUACGUUUACCACAGCCAGGCCUGGACUGAGGGGAGGGAGGAAAGAGGAGAGGGAAGGGGGUGACCAGGGCUGGAGGAAGGGGAGGGAGAGGGGUAGCUAAAACAGCAGAUUGAAGUUACCUGUGUGAGGAUACAGUGGAGGCAAAGGUGGAUUUGAAGUGAACAUUUUAUCAGUGGCAAUUAAGGCUGUCAAAUGUUACUACCACUGAGUUAAAGUUGAAUUGUUUCCUGUUUUAUAUUGGUUGUAUAUUGUUUGGAUUUAAUUUAAAAUGUUGGACUUCUACAACUAAGAGAAAAAAUAAAAAAAGUCACAUUUAUGUUCCCUUCCUAGUGUCAAGUCCCUGGGAUGAACUCAAUCAUCUUUACAGCAUGCUAUACUAGUCUGGACUAAGCCAUUUUCACUGGGUUAUUGAACUGUUGUCCACAAGCCAAAAUAGUAGUUAACAUUCAAAACCCCUGGAUUACCCAGGAAUAACUUCAGCACAAAGCAAAAUUGUAAAAAAUAUUUUACUGUUUUUCUUUUGUUUUUCUCCAAAGACCAGCCAAGAAAGACUUUUCAAUCUGAGCACAAGUUAUGUUGGGGGGCAGUGAGGUACUUAUUAAAAAGAAAACACAAGCAGAAGAAAAAUCACAGAUCCUCUUCAUUAAUUGGUUCUUCUGGUUGAUUAGCCAAUCAGGAACAGCCACUUUCCUUGGAGGUGGAGCGUUCAGUCUAAAAGUUAAUAGCUUCAGGACCAUUCGGGGAAAGCAGUGCGUGUCACACACUCCCCUAGCACGGUGCAGAUAUCAGUAUGCCUUUGUACCCAAAAUACUAGGUACAAAAUACAGGAAGCCCACUAAACUGCAGCUUCAGAACCAGAAUGUCCUCUCUCCACCCCUCCUGCGCCGCUUCUUCUGAUCACAGCUUGGCCCAUGUGGCUUCCUCGCCAGUCAGCACCUCCUGUCCCUUCUCCUCCCUGGUUACUCCUUCUCUUCCUGUCCCGUCACGACAGGUUAGCGAUGUUGGCCAGGAAACGCUGGGCCCACCACUCCUCCAGGUCUAUGGGCACAAAGUCUGUAAGGAGACAGGGAAUAGGUGCUAA
Molecule: messenger RNA, 15702 nt
Organism: Coregonus sp. 'balchen'
Lineage: Eukaryota; Metazoa; Chordata; Actinopteri; Salmoniformes; Salmonidae
Source: the annotation of a GenBank genome assembly